ACGGUCAUGGCGGAAAAUUAAGUUUGGGUAACAAAAUAAAAUUUAAAGUAUAUUUAAUAGUAAUGAAUACCUAAUCAUAAGACCGAGCGGAAAACAACAGUCAUGGGAAGUCAACAAAUGUACCUGGUAGAGAUAUUCAUAGAUCAAAUAUCGGUACUUCUUGCCGAAGGCGAAGAAAGCAAUAAAAAUCUUAUCAUUAAAAUAAUAUUUGGGCCAGGUGUAGAAUUCAUCGUAAAAGAAAACCAAUUAGCUACAUCCCCCAAUAGAGACAUUGUUGGAGAACAAGAUGAAAAUGGUCGAAGAAAAUGGACGAAAGAGAUCAGAGUAGGUAAAUCGUAUUUGUUCCCGUCGUAUCCCGAAAUUGUAAUCGAUCAUUUUAGGAAAUAUCCACUACAAAUGGAAGUUUGGAAUGACGAUAAAAAGGAAGAAAAUCAGAUAUUUGUUGGAAUAGGAAGAACGGAAUAUGACACCGCAUUUACCGUGUACUUAAAAGAUACCGAGGGAAUUUGCGAGCCGCACCCGUCAAUGUCUAUUAAAACGAAUAUGACAAUAUACGCAGAAUGCUGUUGCGUAAUAGUUGGCGAAAUUACGUAUAUCAUAAGACUUAGUGCGUUAGGUGACAAUAUUGUCACUGACUUUCAGCAGAUUCUCAAUGACCCAGAGAACUUCGUUUUUCGUACUGAUAAAGCUCCUAGCUUAUUCCAAUGUAGCCGGAUUGAGGGUGAGGAGAAUAAAUAUGUAAUGUCAGGAGGUCUUUACGAGCUUGCCGUAGCUGAAGGUCCAUAUGCAGUAUCUAGCAUCAACAAGGAUAUUGAUAUAUGUACUGAACUAGACAGUUGUGGCAUACGGAAAGGUGCUGAAUGUAAGAGUGAAUCAGUAAAACUUGAGAAAAUCAUACCUGAUACGAUAAGAAUGGGAGAUAUUACCGGGCCAUGUGGUAACCCUAGUUGUACAUUGGCGCACAAAGUUAAGGCAUACAUACGAAAUAUGCAAACAUAUAAAAAAGCAACAUCAGACGCAAUUUAUGGACUUAAGGAGGCCGACCCGACAGGUAAACUCUGCGGUCGUUGUUCAUGUAAAAAUGAUGGUCAUACUGAAGACCCGCUGCCAGGUCCAACAUCGAAAUGUCCAAGAUGUGGAGGUGUCGCACAGUAUAAUGAGACUUGUAAAGAUAGGCUGGAUAAACUAUAUGGAACUGGUGUGACUCCUAGAGGAAGCCGAACCCAUUUGAUUAAUUACAUGUUGGGUGUAACUUAUGAAAAUCCCGAAUUGAUUAAGUCUUUAUAUGAUCAGAACUUCAUUGUAGGUCAUAACACUAUAGUGAGGAAACGUUCUUGCAGUUGCCAAAAAGGUGUAUCUGAUAAUAAAUUCGCAAAUCAAAACCAAAGUACAAAGCGCGACAAAAGCUCACAGAAAAACAAGAGUUCUAGUAGCCAAAGUCAAAUUACUGGCAGCUCUACACCUAUGUCAUCAGAGGUCUAUACGGACACUAUAUCAGCAAUUCCCCGUGAAAAUAUUAUAAACAUUUAUAAUGCUGAAUUACUGACAAAUAAAGGACGGACAAUCAAUAAUUUCUGCACAGUUAUACCCGACGACAAGGAGUGUAAAUGUAAUCCACCUAAGCCAACUGCACCGUGUAAAACUUUCGAUUGCGAGUGUAUGACAGAAACACAGGUAAAAGACACCAGAAAACACCAUAAACAGUAUUGUCCACGUUAUAUACAUAAAGAUAAUUGCCCAGUGACGAUGUUGCAAGACGAAGAGGGUGCUGGUGAAGAUGAAGAGGAAGAGUUUGAGGUUAAUCUUCCAUACGGGCUGCCUCCUGUGCAGCUGGGCCCGUGUCCAGUGAUGGGACGACCGUGUACUGUACCUGACGGUUUCGCCCGCAUGUACAAAAUUGGAGCAUUACCUAACCUGCCCCCUAGUUACGGUGAAGCAGGAAAGGUUUGCUGUUCCAAAGAGUUCGAGAGGAUAAAGAAAGCGAUCAAGGAAUAUAUGGUUAGCCACAAAGAUAAUGAUUUCCGAUGCUUAAACAGAUGGUAUGUAGACACUGAAACAAGAUGUUGUGACAAAGAACAACGUUUGUUAGCUCUCAUUGGUAAAUCUUGCUGCGGGUCACAUAAGUUAGCCCUGAACGAAAAAUACGCCGAAGAGAAAAAACCCUGAGACUUCUUAUAUUAAGUUUUAUUUUGUAACCCAUAACAAAUAAAAUCCAAUUUAAAAUCUUCCG
Hyposmocoma kahamanoa is the source of this 2230-nucleotide messenger RNA. RefSeq lists its product as uncharacterized. NCBI's taxonomy places the organism in Eukaryota, Metazoa, Arthropoda, Insecta, Lepidoptera, Cosmopterigidae. The transcript has 2 exons. The record is from RefSeq and is a predicted model, not a curated record. Bases 103 to 2166 code for a protein of 687 amino acids.